AUGGCUUCUUCUUCAUCAUCUUCAUCUACUACUGCUUGGGUGUUUGAUGUUUUCUUAAGUUUUAGAGGAGAGACAAGAAAAUCUUUUACUGAUCAUCUUUAUGAAGAUUUGCGUCAGGCUGGAGUUAACACCUUUCGAGACGAUGAAGAAAUCCGAAAAGGUGAGAACAUCUCUGAUGAGCUAUUGAAGGCCAUCAAGGGGUCCAAGAUAUCCAUCAUUGUAUUUUCCAAAACUUAUGCCCAAUCCAGAUGGUGCCUUGAUGAAUUGGUGAAGAUUCUAGACUGUAAGAAAAAUUUUCAACAGAUGGUUUUGCCUAUAUUCUACAACGUUGAUCCUUUAGAUGUUCGUAAACAAACAGGCGAAUUUGGUAAGGCAUUGGCUCAACAUCUACAACGAUUUAGUGAUCAAAAAGUUGAUGAGUGGAAAGUUGCACUCACUAAUGUUGCUGAUUUGUCUGGAUGGAAUUUGCAAACCAUGACAAACCGUUAUAAUUCAUUUUCAUUGGAUCUUUCAUAUGCUGGUUUAAUCAUUAAGCAAUGUCGAAUGAUUGCUAGUGAUAUCAGGAACAUGUCUCAUGGAUUCGUUUAUAUGAUUUCGUUGGACUUUUGUUUUGGAGUUGGUAUCGCUACCAGAAGCAAAAGCAGUGGUGCCUCAGCAUGGGUUGGAGAUGAAUGCAAUGUGGAGAAGAAGAAGUAUAUGGAAGAUGAGAGUUGA
Molecule: messenger RNA, 714 nt
Organism: Ipomoea triloba (trilobed morning glory)
Lineage: Eukaryota; Viridiplantae; Streptophyta; Magnoliopsida; Solanales; Convolvulaceae
Product: TMV resistance protein N-like
Exons: 3
Coding region: 1-714 (237 amino acids)
Biological process (GO): signal transduction
Source: RefSeq, a predicted model, not a curated record